GAAUGGCACGGACGGACGGGCGGUCGGGCAGCGGCCGGCCGUCCGUACGGGCGGGCAGGGAGGGGAGUCGCUCCCGACGAACAUCUUGUCCGACUUCCCAAAGCGAACCAAAAAACAUCCCGGCUGACUAGCUGCGCCUCCUCCUCCUGUGCGGCUCGGCUCACAGAAGACGUGCCCCCGGCGGGACUUGACUGUGGCCUCGCCGCCGCCGCCGAGUCGCCGGACUUAUUUUUCGUCCUGGGACUACCGCUAUAGUUUUUUUUUUUAAUUUUUAUUUUUUUAACGGGGGAUUUUUCACGUUCCUAAUUUUUUUACGGAAGAAGAUGUCGGCGUGUGACGCCGGAGAAAGUGUGCCUUGUUCGUCGGGAGGCCAGCGGCGGCUUAGCUCCGAAGAGCUAACGUGCUAACGUCACAGGUGUCUUGUAAAGUGGCGAAUAACCGAACGUCUUUCCAUUUUUUUUUUCCGAGGGUUCGAUAUCGGGGUUGUCCGCCCCAGAUGCCGCCACAUUAUCCAAGUCGACGUGCCUGUAAUAGUUUCCAAUCGGCGGAGGUGUCGCAUAGCCAUUUUGUUGUUAGCUGUUAGCUUCCGAGUUAGCCGCCGUGCCGUGUUUACACCGAACGGUGGGCUAGCCCCCCUCGUUAGCCGCCGAAGCUAACGAGCGGACCCCGCAGCUACAUGUGGUUAAUCCCGAAUGUAGCUCCCGUUUGCCGCCCAAAAAGAUUUAAGACCCUGCCCGGGUCGGUUCGUACACAAGCGUACAGUAUAAGCCAGCUGCUCGGUUUUGGACAAGACGGACUCUUGAGCCGUGCCCGCCGCCUUGGACUGACCCACCCACCCACAAAAGGGGGCUAACAAUCCGACGGCGCCGAUGCUGACAGUUCGGGCCGGAGCACGGCAACGCCAAGAGCCGCCGCCACCGCCGCCGCCGCCGCAGCAGCAGCAGCAGCAACCGCGAUGCAGCCCCAGCAGAUCUACGACUUUUCCAGUGACGACAACAGUCACAAGUGGAGAGGCCUCUUCGUGCAAGCCCUACGCAAGGUGCAGAAGCAGGUCCACCCCAACCUCCAGGCCAAGGAGGACGCCCUGCAGCACAUCGAGGAGCUGAUCCUGCAGCUGCUCAACAUGCUCUGCGUGGCGCAGCCUCGCUCCGUGCACGACGUGGAGGAGCGAGUCCAGAAGACUUUCCCCCACCCGAUAGACAAGUGGGCCAUCGCCGACGCCCAGUCGGCCAUCGAGAAGCGGAAGCGGAGGAAUCCCCUGCUUCUCCCCGUGGACAAGAUCCACCCGCUUCUUAAGGAGGUCCUGGGCUACAGGGUGGACUACCACGUGUCGCUGUACAUCGUGGCCGUCCUCGAGUACAUAUCGGCGGACAUUUUGAAGCUGGCGGGCAACUACGUGGGCAACAUUCGGCACUACGAGAUCAGCCAGCAGGAUAUCAAAGUUUCCAUGUGUGCCGACAAGGUGCUGAUGGACAUGUUCGACCAGGAGGACGACAUCGGCCUGAUGUCGCAGAGCACCGACGAGCCCUCCACGUCGGGGGAGCUCACGUACGACGACCUGGUGCGGCUGGAGAUCGCCGAGGAGCGCCAGUACCUGCGCGAGCUGGACCUUAUCAUCAAAGUAUUCCGUCACCACUUCCUGUCCAACUCCAAAAUCUUCACGCCGCAGGACGUGGAGGUGAUCUUCAGCAACAUCCUGGACAUCCACGAGCUGACGGUUAAACUGCUCGGCCUCAUCGAGGACGCCGUGGAGAUGACGGCGGACGGCAGCCCCCACCCGCUGGUGGGCAGUUGCUUCGAGGACCUCGCCGAGGAGCAAGCGUUUGACCCCUACGAGACGCUCUCCCAGGACAUCCUGAGCAAAGACUUCCACGAGCACUUCAACAACUUGAUGGCCCGACCCACCGCGGGCCUCUACUUCCAGUCCGUAGCAGAAGGCUUCAAAGAAGCCGUCCAGUACGUCCUUCCGCAGCUCAUGAUGGUGCCCGUGUACCACUGCAUGCACUACUUUGAGCUCCUGCAGCAACUUCAGGAGCGCAGCGAAGAUCAGGAUGACAGGGAAUGUCUGAAACAGGCCAUCACGGCGCUGCUCAACCUCCAGUGCAGCGUGGAGCGCAUCUACGGCAAACAGCAGCCUCGGCGAAAACCUGGUGAGCCCAUGUACCGACUGUACAGUCGGCAGAUUCGUAGCAAGCAGCUCGCCAUCAAGCGCAUGAACGAGAUUCAGAAGAGCAUCGACGGCUGGGAGGGGAAGGACAUCGGACAGUGCUGCAGCGAGUUCAUCCUGGAGGGCCCGCUGCUGCGUGCCGGCGCCAAGCACGAGCGCCACAACUUCCUGUUUGACGGCCUCAUGAUUAGCUGCAAGGCCAACCAGAGCUCGCGGCUGCCGGGGUCCGGUAGCGGCGCCGAGUACCGCCUGAAGGAGAAGUUUGUGCUGCGCAAAGUGCGCAUCGUGGACCGGGAGGACUCGCUGGACUUGCGUCACGCCUUCGAGCUGAUGGGCAAGGACGAGAACUGCGCCGUGUUCUGCGCGCGGACGGCCGAGGACAAGGCGGCGUGGAUGGCGGCGUUGGUGACGCUGCAGUACCGCUCCACGCUGGACCGCAUGCUGGACACGGUGCUGCAGCACGAGGAGCAGGCGCACCCCCUCCGGCUGCCUUCGCCGGAGGUGUACCGCUUCGCUGUGCAGGAUUCCGAGGAGAACAUCGUCUUUGAGGACAAAGUGCAGAGCAAAACGGGCAUCCCCAUCAUCAAAGCGGGCACCGUGGUCAAACUCAUCGAGAGGCUCACCUACCACAUGUAUGCUGAUCCAAACUUUGUGCGCACUUUUCUGACCACGUACCGAUCAUUCUGCAAGCCUCAGGAGCUUCUGACGCUGCUGAUUGACAGGAUCGAAAUCCCAGAGCCGGAGCCCACAGAGGAGGACCGGCAGGCCCUGUGGAACGGCGACCAGCCGAUGGCGGCCGAGCUCCAGAGGUUCCGGAAGGAGUACGUGCAGCCGGUCCAGCUCAGGGUUCUGAACGUUUUCCGCCAGUGGGUGGAGCAUCAUUUCUACGACUUUGAAAACGACCCCGAGCUGAGGAGCCGCUUGGAGGAAUACAUCACGAGCAAAAUCCAGCUGCGAGGCAAGUCCAUGCGCAAGUGGGUGGAGUCCAUCAACAAGAUCAUCCGGCGCAAGAUGCAGACGCAGUCCAACGGCGUGAGCCACAACAUCACCUUCGAGAGCCCGCCCCCGCCCGUCGAGUGGCACAUCUGCCGCGCCGGCCAGGUGGACUCCUUCGACCUCAUGACCCUGCACCCCAUCGAGAUCGCCCGGCAGCUGACCCUGCUGGAGUCCGAGCUGUACAGAGCCGUGCGUCCGUCGGAGCUGGUGGGCAGCGUGUGGACCAAAGAAGACAAAGAAAAGAACUCGCCCAACUUGCUCCGAAUGAUCCGGCACACCACCAACCUCACGCUGUGGUUUGAGAAGUGCAUCGUGGAGACCAUGAACCUGGAGGAGCGCGUGGCGGUGUGGACUCGCGUCAUCGAGAUUCUGCAGGUCUUUCAGGAGCUCAACAACUUCAACGGCGUGCUGGAGGUGGUCAGCGCCAUCAACUCGGUCCCCGUGUACCGCCUGGACCACACCUACGAGGCAAUACCUGAGAGGAAGAAGAAGAUCCUGGAGGAUGCUGUGGAACUGAGUCAAGACCAUUUCAAGAAAUACUUAGCCAAACUCAAGUCCAUCAACCCGCCCUGCGUGCCUUUCUUCGGUAUCUACCUGACCAACAUCCUCAAAACGGAGGAGGGCAAUCCGGACUUCCUGAAACGCCACGGCAAGGAGCUGAUCAACUUCAGCAAGCGGAGGAAAGUGGCGGAAAUCACCGGCGAGAUUCAGCAGUACCAGAACCAGCCCUACUGCCUUAAAGUGGAGCACGACAUCCGGCGGUUCUUUGAGAACUUGAACCCCAUGGGCAACAGGAGCGAGAAGGAGUUUUCGGACUACUUGUUCAACACGUCCAUGGAGAUCGAACCCAGGAACUGCCGACAAGCGCCUCGAUUUCCCAGGAAGACCAGCUACACCCUGAAGUCGCCGGGGAUCCGGCCCGUGCGAACGUCUACCUCCGGCACCCUGAGGGGCCACCCCGUGCCCCUGGAGAGGGAGCCCGCCCACAAGAUCACUUUCCGGAGCAUCGCCGAGACGGACGCGGAGGCGCCGGCGUCCGUCUCGGUGCCCACGUCGCCCAACACGCCGACGCCGCCGCAGUCGGCCUCCUCGGACCUCAGCUCGGUCUUCAUGGAGCCCGACCUCAGCGGCUCCUGCGGCGGUUCCAACUCCAUUUUUGCUCCGGUUCUCCUGCCGCCUUCAAAGUUCCAGUCGGUGUCGUGCGGCAGCCUCCACCAGCUGGGGGAGGAGCUCCUCAGACCGCCGCCACUCCCGCCCCGCAGGAAGGACACCAUGUCGGAAAGCAAAAGCUCCUCCCGGCCCGACAGCCCCCCCGCCAUCCCUCCGCGGCUGCCCCCGCCGCUCCCCCGGACGCAGCCGCGCACGCCGGGCUACAACGGCCCCCCGGACGGGCCGCUGCCCAGCCCUCCCCCGCCUCCCCCCCGCGACCCCCUCCCCGACACGCCGCCGCCCGUGCCCCAGCGGCCCCCGGAGAUCUUCAUCAACUACCCCCUCAGCCUGCAGCCCUCGCCGGUGGGCCGCUACCACUGGGACUUCGGCAGCUCGCCCAGUUCGCCCAACACGCCGCCGAGCACGCCGUCCCCGCGCGUCCCCCGACGGGGCUGCCCGCUCAGCGCCAGCCAGAACAGCCUGUGCCCGCUGCCGGCCCCCGCGGUCGCCGCCCCGCCCGUGCCCCCCCGCCACAACUCCGGCCCGCAGCUGCCCAAGCUGCCACCAAAGACGUACAAGCGGGAGCUGCCGCACGGCCUCUCGCUGGCGGAGAACAACGCCUCGGGGGACCCGUAGCCCGCGCCGACGGUCGGCGCGCCCGCCUCACCUUUCCGAGGCUCGAACCUCAACUCGCUCAGGCCUUUCUGUUUGGGGUUUGCUCUCCUUCGGGUACGCUUGCUCUCCCCCACUUUGUUUAAAAAAAAAAAAAAAAAAAAAAAAAGCGCAUGCGAGCUCCACCGAAGACUAAAGUGAGUGCGAAUGUUUGUCGAAACGCCCUCGGACUGAGUGGCGACCAGUCCGGGGCGUGCCCGGCCGGUCCUCUCGUCCCGAGUCGUCCGGGAUCGGACAAGCGCUAUAAACCACGGUUGUUUGUCGACCGCUCCGGGGCGUCCCCUGCCUCUCUCGCCCAAAAGACUCGCGAGGAUCUCGUUUUGGAAAGUUCUCACUGUUGUAGCUUCAACUGUUACGCUUCCUUCUCACCGAACAGCUGCCAAAGUCUUAUUAUCAAAUAUUUUAUGCAGGGGGAUAAGGGAAAGGGAUUGUUUUUUUUUUUUUUUUUUUUUUUUCCCCUGGUUUGUUAGUUUUUUACGUGACUUUGAAGGGGCGGCAGUGAUUCCGCUCCCACCCCCCACCGGACCCCCCCAACUCUACACUGUGACUGUUUCCAAGCCACACAAGAAGUUGCCUUCCCUCUCCCCGGCUCGGAAUUAUUAUUAUUAUUAUUUUUUUUUUUUUUGCACAUCGAGCUCCCGGCGAAGUUCGAUUCCCGUCAAGCCACGAUGUCAAAACGGCAGCGGGAGGAGGCCGGUAUGCCACGUCUUAAACUCAAACGACCCCCCCACACCCCCCACCCCCACCUAAGCGCCGAAUACUUAAAAAAACAAAACUUUCUCCCCCACCGAGACUGAAAAGCGCCGCUCAGAUGUGCCUUUUUUGUUUUUUUUGUUUUCUACUUUACGGUGUCUCUAAUAAUAUGCUAAAAUGAAAAAAAAAAAAAAAAAAGAAAAACAAGUUGCCUAUGUAACGUUUAGAACAAAAGCUAUACGACUAUGAAAUUGUACAUGUUUGUGGAUAGUGUGUGUGUAUGUGUGUACACAUAUAUAUAUAUAUAUAUAUAUAUAUAUAUAUAUAUAUAUAUAUAUAUAUACAUAAUGUGUACACUGACUAAAUAAUUUGUAUAAAGUGAAGUUUCUGGUUGUACUCUCAUCCACAGCUGUUCAGUCCAAUAAUGCCUGAUAAUAACAUGAAUAAUAACAAGAAGCGAUGCUGCUACAUUCGGAUAAAAACUGAAAAAAACAAAACAACAACCUAACGUUCUUUCUGACAAUCUCCAGUGGAAGCCAUUUUGUUCCUCGCUAAAGUUGUAAAAGGAAAGAAAAAAAUUAAUACGAGAAGCAUUUCAGCCUACUAAGACUUAGUCAUGACUUUUUCUUUGUUUUUGUUUUUUUUGGGGGGGAGGGAGAGAAACACACUUGUGCACUUUAGGCUGUCCUGUUUUUUAGGAGCCAGUGUUUUUUUUUUUUUUUUUUUUUUCAUUUUAAUUUUUUUGUUUGUUUUCUUCCUCCCACGACAGAUUGAAAACAAAUCCAUCUCCCGCAUCCAUAACAGUUAAAAAAAAAAAACUGCUUCUCUUCUUUAUUUCCUUUCAAACGGAGAAGCAAAAACAUUUUUAUUUUUAGUCAGUAUUUUUGGGUUCUUUGCUGGGUUCUCCGGUUGCUAUGUGGCCUUUUAAUUGCUUUGUGUUAUUAUUAUUAAUAAUAACAACAGUCUUGAUGAGUUGAAUAAAUCACCCAGUCUUAUUUUCUAC
Molecule: messenger RNA, 6680 nt
Organism: Syngnathoides biaculeatus (alligator pipefish)
Lineage: Eukaryota; Metazoa; Chordata; Actinopteri; Syngnathiformes; Syngnathidae
Gene: sos2
Product: son of sevenless homolog 2 (Drosophila)
Exons: 23
Coding region: 956-4948 (1330 amino acids)
Biological process (GO): Ras protein signal transduction; positive regulation of GTPase activity
Cellular component (GO): plasma membrane
Molecular function (GO): protein heterodimerization activity; guanyl-nucleotide exchange factor activity
Source: RefSeq, a predicted model, not a curated record